AGGAAGUGAAGCACUUGCUGCUGCCACUCGAGGGUGUGCACAGAAGUUUCAGAGAGCAAACAGGAGAGGGAAAAACCCUCAGUCUGUCAGAACUACUCUUCUGGGCUUAUCGUAUGUGUUGUUCAUGGAGCUUCCCAGGCAGAGGUUAUGUUUCACACUAUGUGCUGACUGUCUGUACUUACAGAAGAUAUUUAAAAACAAACAGACUUUUUUUUCCCAAGAUUUUGAUUCCAGUGGAAUCUGUGCUUUAGAUUUUUGUCUUGUCGAUUAACUCCUGAAGCAAUGCCUGUACAAGCUCCACAAUGGACGGAUUUUCUCUCCUGCCCAAUUUGCACACAGACGUUCGACGAAACCAUCCGGAAGCCCAUCAGCUUGGGUUGUGGCCACACCGUCUGCAAGAUGUGCCUCAACAAGCUCCACCGUAAGGCAUGUCCCUUCGACCAGACCACUAUCAACACAGACAUUGAACUCCUCCCUGUGAACUCGGCCCUGCUGCAGCUAGUGGGUGCUCAGGUUCCUGAGCAGCAGCCAAUUACUUUAUGCAGUGGAGCUGAAGACACCAAGCAUUAUGAGGAGGGCAAGAAAUGUGUGGAAGAAUUGGCAUUGUACCUCAAACCACUCAGCAGUGCCAGAGGUGUGGGUCUCAACAGUACUACUCAGAGCGUGCUGAGUCGUCCCAUGCAGAGGAAACUUGUGACAUUAGUCCACUGCCAGCUGGUGGAGGAGGAAGGGCGGAUCAGAGCCAUGCGAGCGGCGCGGUCACUGGGCGAGAGAACAGUCACAGAGCUCAUUCUCCAGCACCAGAACCCUCAGCAGCUCUCUUCCAACCUCUGGGCUGCAGUGAGAGCCAGAGGCUGCCAGUUCCUGGGGCCAGCAAUGCAAGAGGAGGCUUUAAAGCUGGUCCUGCUGGCUCUGGAAGAUGGAUCUGCUCUGUCACGAAAGGUCUUGGUUCUCUUUGUGGUGCAGAGGCUGGAGCCCCGAUUCCCUCAGGCUUCCAAAACUAGCAUUGGGCACGUUGUCCAGCUCCUGUACAGGGCCUCAUGCUUCAAGGUGACAAAGCGAGACGAGGAUUCCUCCCUGAUGCAGCUGAAGGAGGAAUUUCGGACCUACGAAGCUCUGCGGAGGGAACACGACUCCCAGAUAGUUCAGAUAGCCAUGGAGGCGGGUUUACGCAUCGCCCCAGACCAGUGGUCCUCGCUGCUCUACGGAGACCAGUCUCACAAAUCCCACAUGCAGAGCAUCAUCGACAAGUUGCAGACCCCAGCCUCAUUUGCACAGAGUGUUCAGGAGUUAACUAUUGCUCUGCAGAGGACUGGAGAUCCAGCUAACCUGAAUCGUCUGCGACCUCACCUAGAGCUCCUGGCAAAUAUUGAUCCCAGUCCAGAUGCUCCACCUCCAACGUGGGAACAACUGGAAAAUGGACUAGUUGCUGUGAGAACUGUGGUUCAUGGCUUGGUUGAUUAUAUCCAGAAUCACAGCAAAAAAGGAACAGAUCAACAACAGCCCCCUCAGCACAGCAAGUACAAGACAUACAUGUGCCGAGACAUGAAGCAGAGAGGAGGAUGUCCCCGGGGGGCCAGCUGCACCUUUGCACACUCCCAGGAGGAGCUGGAAAAAUUCCGUAAAAUGAACAAACGUCUGGUUCCCAGAAGACCCCUGAGUGCCUCCCUGGGCCAGCUGAACGAGGUGGGCCUGCCUUCAGGAGCUAUCCUCUCAGAGGAGGGGGGAGUGGACUUGCCCAAUAGGAAAACCUCUGCCCUGCCAAAUGGAAUUGUGUCAACAGGCAGCACGGUGACACAGCUCAUCUCUCGAGGGACUGACUCGGGUUAUGAAACCACUCUGAAGCCCGGGAAGAUGGACCAUCUGAGUAGCAGUGCCCCUGGAUCCCCUCCUGACUUGCUGGAAUCUGUCCCCAAGAGCUCUAUUUCUGCCUUACCAGUGAACCCUCAUCCUGUGCCCUCCCGGGCCCCAGCAGAUCUGCCCUCAGUGUCUGUCACCAAGCAGUUGCAGAUGGUACCACGAGGGUCUCAGUUGUACAAUGCUCAACAAGCAGAUAUGUUUUACCAAGACCCUAGAGGAGCUGCCCCACCAUUUGAGCCAGCGCCCUACCAACAAGGAGUGUACUACCCCACGCAGUCCAUGUCCCGCUUUGUCCGGCCACCUCCCUCGGCCGCUGAGGCGGGCACCCCGUACCUGGAGCCGUACGCGCCGUACCUGCCGGAGCGCGUGGUGAGCCCGCAGUACCCGCAGCCGCAGCAGUACCCGCCACUGGCACAGCCCCUGUACCCCCCGCACUAUGACAGCCGCCGUGUGUACCCCCCGGUGCCACCCUACCAGCGUGAGGACGUGGUGCGGGGCAGCCCCGUGCCCAUCGACAUCCCACCUGCUGCCGUCACCCCCUACGUGCCCGAGGCCAGAGACAGAUACCAGCAAGCAGAGGCAUAUUGCCCAGUGGCUCCGCACCUCGGCCAGAUCAGGCCUUCGUGCCACAGGCCUCAUCCCAGCCUGGAUGAACUUCACCGACGAAGGAAAGAAAUCAUGGCCCAGCUGGAGGAGAGGAAGGUGAUUUCUCCACCUCCUUUUGCACCGUCGCCAACCUUGCCUCAUCCUUUUCACUCAGAGGAGGUUUUUGUUUUUGUACAGUACUUGGAUGAAGACCUGAAGGUAGCUGGGAAAUACAAAGGAAAUGACUACAGCCAAUACUCCCCCUGGUCCUGUGACACCAUCGGCUCCUACAUUGGAACCAAAGAUGCAAAACCCAAAGAUGUCGUGGCGGCGAGGAGUGUGGACAUGGCGAACGUGGACAGCAAAGCCAUGCGUGAGCAGCGGCUGGACCUGCAGCGCCGGGCGGCCGAGGCUGGUGACGACGAUCUCAUUCCCUUUGGAGACCGACCGACUGUGUCACGCUUUGGGGCCAUCUCCCGCACUUCCAAAGCCAUGUACCAGAACUCUGGGCCCAUGCAGGCCAUGGCGGUUCAGGGAGCUGCCACCAAGUCCAUCAUUUCAGACUACAGUCCUUACGGAACUCACGGUGGCUGGGGAGGCUCUCCAUAUUCUCCUCAUCAAAAUAUACCUUCUCAGGGACGUUUCAAUGACAGGGAGAGGCUGUCCAUAUCGGAUGUGGCUGGUCACGGGAAGCAGUUGCCCUCAGCUGAGCGAGAGCAGCAGCUGCGCAUGGAGCUGCAGCAGGUGGACCAUCAGAUCAGCCAGCAGACGCAACUGCGGGGACUGGAGGCUGUUAGUAACAGGCUGCUGUUGCAGAGGGAGGCGACUACCCUGGCAGGCCAACCACAGCCCCCACCCCCGCCUCCCAAGUGGCCUGGGAUGAUCUCAAGUGAACAGCUGAGCUUGGAGCUACACCAGGUGGAAAGGGAAAUUGGGAAGAGAACCCGUGAGCUGAGCAUGGAGAGCCAGUCUUCACUGGAUAUGAAAAACAAACUGGGCACCGCUAAACAGACAGAAAAUGGACAAUUAGAGCCACAAAGCAAGGUUCCAGCUGAGGACCUCGCACUGACAUUCAGCAGUGAUGUUCCGAAUGGAUCAGCUUUGACACAAGAGAACAUUGGCCUCCUGUCAAACAAGGCAGCGUCUCUGAGCUUGUCAGAGGAGCCUGAGGGAGGAGGGGACAGCCACGACUCCCAGCGAGCCGGAGUCACACCCACAUCUGCUCCAUGAAGCCAGGCCAGCACACCCCGAGCUCCUCCUGCCAGGGUGGCAGCACCUUCCAUCACGUUUUUUUUCCAGGGGUAAUUGGAGAAAGCCAGGAGCAGCAGCAGUAGCAGAGCAGCAGGUCCAGAGGCAAUGUGCACAAACACAACUACUAGAAACAAAUCCUGCACAUAGUUCACAUUAACGCAUUUUUUAAUUAAAAAAAAAUGAAAAUUAGCAGUAUCUGCAAGCAAUUCAAAUUAAAUUUGUUUUUGUUCUGUGAAUGAACUUUAUUUUAAUAACUUUGGACGCCUUGAAUCCCAGGGCUUAAAAAAAAAGAUAUUAUAUAUAUACUCUGUUUGAUUAAUUGUAUGAUCUUAAUGAAGUAGGUUUUUUCUUUUAUUUUGGUAUUAUUACAUACCCAGUGCAUAAUUCCUUAUCACCUAAUUUCUCAAUGACUAAAACAAUCUGGCCGCUUCCUUGUGUGGUUUAAGAGUAAACAAGGAAUGAGGGUUGGAGAGUAGCUGUGAAAUUGCAGUGUCAAAAGAUGUGCAGCAAACUUCAUUCUUCCCAUUGUGGCCAGGAGCUGAACCCCAGCUUCUUACUUAAAUCAUUAAAUUUAAACUACAAGUGACAGAAUCCUUGCAACUCAGCAGUUGUUGUGGUUUGGUUUUUUAAAGGUGGCAUUGUUUAAGGUCUGUAUGUUAGAAAUUGGCACCUGAGAGUCAGCCUGCAGCUUGUCUGUCAGUGCUGCAGUGAAUCCUUCCUGGAUUCUCCUUUCCUAAGGAAAAUAUUGCAUCAAAAUGGCAACUGGAGGUGCAGCACAAAUCCUGCCAGAAGUACUGGGAAGCAAAUUUGCUUGAUAGAUCCAAUGCUUUUCCAAGUACAUGCUUUGUAAGUAUAAGUUGGAGAAGCCAUCAACCUUUUCUGAUGUUUUCUUUAAAAAUUAAAGAAAUGAAAGAUUUUAUUCUUGCUGCACAUUUUUUGACUCCUUUGACAUACACUAGGGUGAGACCCUGGAUACAAAGAGCCCUGGAGAACGAUUUUAAAGUGCUGCUCCCUCUGCACCUUCUUGGCCUGUGUUCUCAUUUUUUUUUUCUGGGUUAGACUACUAAAUGGGAAAGCACUGGUUAUGUAAUAAAUUACUGCAUUGCUUUGGUUGGGUAAAGCAAGAGUUAUUGAAUUUUCUUGGGUUUUAGUUUUUUUCCUUAACCUUAACUCCUGCUGAGGUCGUAGCAAUCUUGGGCUAAGCUUUGCAUUCAUCAUACUGUUAAAUAAAACAAAAGGGGGGGUGGGAGGGGAUACAGUCCCACUAUUGCCUACCAGUAGGAGAGUCCAAACAGAAGACUCUUUUGAGUAGCAAUUAUUUAAUUUGCCCAGUCAAGGCACCGCGUUUAUAUACUAUUUCACAUUGAAUUUGAUUAUGCCCUACAGACCUGGCUGGUCAAGGAUUUGAUACACAUAUUGGCUUGGGAUUCGAGCUUUCUUUUUUAUUUAAAUAAAAAUUUAUAUAUAAAUAUAUAUAUAUACAUGUAUACAUAGUUAUAUCUGUAUAUAUAUUGGGUAUGUUUUAAGAAUUUUUUCGCAUGAGCGCAGCUGUUGUGAUCAAAUGUCUGGGAGGUAGAAGCACUGAAUGAAAAUAAAGGCAUUUUUCAGCUCACACCCCCCCACUCUCCAUAUGUCUUCACAUGGGUUUAUUUCACUCUUAGUUGGACUUUGGCCUCUUCAUUGCCAAGAGCAGUUUGAGGCUUGCUUUGUUUUCUAGCCCCUCCUAACUUUGGGCAAAGAACCAUCUUUGCACUAGAGCAGCUUCACCUCCAGCUUGUCCCCACCCAUCCGUACCUGCUGCUUGAGGCCAAGCAUUCCAGCCGCUCCCCUGGAGCCCAGCAGGGCUGGGGGGAUGCAGUUAUGAGUCUGUUCCUCCCUUCUCUGCUCUGGCCAGGAGGAUGAUGAAAGUGUUUCCCUGGCUGCCUGCUCCUAAGUUACCUGACACAGGCAGCCUGCCCUCUCCUCCCAUCAUUUAGUGCAGAGCACCACCCUCAAGUCAGCCUUCUCCUUGGUUUUAAUUAGUUUAUACCUUCCUGCUGUGUCUUUAUUAACACAGGAAGCUCACCUUAGUUGAGAUAAAUAGGGCAAUAUUCUAAACUAGGAGGACAAGCCCAGAAUGUUCCUUUUUUUGACUGCAGUAAUUGUGGAUGUAAAAUUAAUUUUCAAAGACGAUUACAAUAGGUUUGACUCCAACAGAUUCAUUUGCAACACUAGGAAGAAAAUCUGGAGGGCAAAAACCUUUUUACCUUUUAUUUAACUAGUUCUCUUGCCAGAUUAGGGAUUUUUCCUUUCUCCACUUUUUCUACUGGGAGGAAUUCUGCAGUAAGAGCUACUCAGAUUGCUGGCCUGCAUAUGGUGAAUGCUUCCAAAACUUGGGGAUUAGAAAAGAGACCUUACUGUUUUGGUUUGUUUUUUUUUUUUUCCUUCAUCCAACUGUCCAUGCUGUACUUUGUGUGUAGUGUCCUUGUUGUGAUCAGUGUGUCCAGGUGAAUGCCCUGUUUGCUCAGAAUUAUAGUUUGGCUUGUUAAAUAGUGUGUUUAAUAUCUACUAACAGUAUUGAUUUUUAGCUUUGGUUCUUCUCCUCCUCCUCUUCCCCCUUUUCUGCCUUUUUUUUUUCUUUUUGCAGAAGUUAAGUUGAUUAAAACAAGUUGAACAGCAAAGUGCAGUGCAUGCUUUUAAGUCUUUUUCUGAAAACUGCACAUGAAAUGUUCCCUUUUUGUGGAAAAACUGGGAGAACUCAGAGAACAGAGAGCUCUCCAUGCAGUUGGCAGCAUUGAUGGUUACAGCAAAUAAGCUGAGAGUCAAAAUGUCUGGAGCGACUCUCUAUCCUGCUACGGUCAUUGCUAUAGCCCAUCACUGUCCCAGUUGUACAGGAGUGCUGCCCACCUCUGUGAGAUUGGUCUUGGCUACGGAUUGCUUUAGUUCCUUCCACCUGGGCAAGAAGGAGCAGUAUUAGCAUGGUGUUAGGGCACUGCUGCAUCCUUUGGUAGGUAGGUGGAAUUUCCUACUGCACCAGACAACUCUUAACCCUCGCUGGUACCUGGGUUCCAGCCCUGGCACGGACAAACCCCCCCAAAUAGAAAGCUUCAAGCGGAAGGUUGAGCUUCAGUGCAUCAGUGAUACAGUCAGUGUAGAAAUGUCUGUUUAUUCUGUAGUGUUACUUUCCUUCUCCUGUCAUUAUCUCUUCUUCCUUUCCUGUGACCUAGUUCUGAUUUCUUAAUAGGAGAAAUUUAACCUGUUUCUUCUGCCCCUCUUGCAUGCUGUCCCAUUUCAGAGUAGGACUUGUUUUCUCUAGAUCAGAGCACUUUUCAAGCUUGCAGCACAGUUAUCCCCUUCCUUCUCAAGUUCUUUUCUGUCUUGUUUUUUCUGAGCCUUCACUCCCUUUUUUUUUUCCUCCUUUCCUCCUGUGGCUUGCCCAUCCACCCUCCCUGAUUGUGUAACAGUGACAGCUUGCUGCCUCAAAACAGAGCAUUCAAAUGAAUUCGCUUAGCCAAUAACUUCUGUGAAGUUGCCUUUUCUAAUGGUGUUAUUACUCAGUGAUGCACAAAUGUGAUAUUGCCCCUACUGGUAGGCAAACGGGGGAUCUGUAUAAACAUGAUAAACUGCUGUUUUCUUUAAAGGAGAGCCAAAGACUUGUGCUUUACACUUUUUUUUUUUCCCUGAUGUAGCCAUUUUGAUUGUCAAGCGUUUGUAGGGUAUCGUGAGUUGACUGUAUUAUCCUAAUAACAAUUUCUAGAAGUUAAUGAUUGUCAAACCUUGCCCAUGCAUUCAAUUGUGGAAAAUCAUUCCAUUGAGUCAUACAAUUUGCAAUGUACUGAGAUGUAUCUGGGGUGUUGUGAUGUAUUUUCAGUCUCUCAUGCACUCUCUCAGCUGAUGGAAUGGCUCAUUUGGAGAGGGAGAAGGAACAUAGAAAUCUCAUAAUCCAAGAAGCCUUGUCUUUAAGUGUUUAAAUUGAAUACUGAUGGAAAAUCUCUUCAGUUACAUUAAAAGAUAAAUCUGUGUUACAAACGUGACUGACUUUUAAGCCCAUUGGAACCGGAAAGACUUGUCAGACUUUAGCAUUACAUUAAAUUAGAUGUGCAAGAACCAAACUUGUAUGGUCAUAUUGUCUCUUGACAGCACAAACUGAGUAAGGUGGGGCAAAUUCUUGUCUUAAAAAAGGGCCAGGACUGAGGCUUUUAUUGAUAAUACAAGAAAGCCACUUGCAUUUCCCUUCCUUGAUCUGCUCAAACUCUUGCAGACUUGGUACCAAGGUUUUUAGAUUCAGAGAGAAAUCUCUAAGUCCAAGUAGCACAAACCCUCAUUUCCAUUGCCAUUUAUAAAUCUGGACUAUAACAAAGCAAACAGUUAUCUGAAGAACCCCAAUAAAAAGUAUCUUUGCUGGACUGGCUAUUUCAGACCCACUUUUAUGGUCUUGAGAAAUUCAGUGCCAGUAUUCAGGAGGCUCAAGGGCAGGGGUGCCAGCUUCCUUCUCUGCUCUAAAAUAGGGAAAACACCCAGACAUAUAAGCAGUGUGCAAGUUUUGUGCUUGUCUGUGUGUGUAUGAGGAAGUGUUUGUCGUCCUAGGAUAGGCAGAGCAGUGCUAGGCCAUGAUUCAAGUUUUGUCAUAAUCCACUUCCCAAAACACAGCCUUCCAUUUUGCCUCCUAAUGUUGCUGAUAUAAAAACAACCAAAAAACCUCAGUGUGUCAGCAACUUAAUUUCUUGUAUCGUAAUAUAUCAAGUUGCCUGGAUGAAAAAAAACAACCCAGGAAGCAAAAGUUGUUGAGUUGACAUGAAUUGGAAAAACGUCUGCCUCCCUUGAGUAAUGUAAACUGAAUUUCUGAGGGAAGUGAAGCAGAUCUUCUGAGCCACCUUUUGGGUACAGCCUUGGUGCCAAGAGCUGGGUGGUUGUUACUUGUAAAUCAACAUACUGAUUAUUUUGUAGCACAAAUUGAUUUGCUCUCACAUCAAGUAGACACUGAAAUGUCAAAAACAUCAUUGGGAGUUCUCUUUUCCAUAGUCAAGUGUUACCAACUGCAUUAUUUUCUGAGGGAAUACCAAUGGAUGAAAGAGGCUGGAGUAAGUUAGUUCAAGUUACACAGUAUAAGUAAGGAAUUUUGGGGAAUGUUAUUGCAGUACAGUGUCCUUACACAGUUAACAUGUGGUCUUCAUUCUUCUGUAAGAGGAAGAAUGUAAUUGCUUAGUGUUGUCACAGCCUCCGAGGCACUUCUUGUGAUGCAAGUAGAGCUUAAUUAGCAGGGAAAGGAGAAGAAACUUAAUGCUUAUUUUGUUUGUAAUAUAAUUUCCUAAUGACAAGUGUGAUAUCAUGUCGUGGGAAGUCUUUGAACACUGGUAAGCAAAGAGGCUGCAGCUUUUCCUGAAAUUUCCCAAAAAAAACCAAGCACGUGGCAAUGUGGAUUUGUCUGCAUAGGAACAUCCCAGUCAUUUGAAGCUUAAAGUAUGUGGCCAUAAUAUUCGAAAUUGGGUGCCUGUAGCUUAGUAACAUGGAUAAUUAACUGAUCUUUCCCAGGCAAUCUUUGCAAUUCCAGUGAGUCUGUGUAUGAUUUGAGUGCCAAUUGCCAAGUGUUCAGCAGUUGGGAAGGUUUAGGUGACAAGGUACAUCCAGCAAGGCAGCUUUCCUUGGAUAUACCAGUUGGAUGUUUUCAUAUGCCAGGAAACAACUGAUUCUGAGAUCUGAAAGCUCUAGGAAAACACAAUUAUCAAUUUCAAUUUGAAACAUGCAGUGUUGGGAGAGAUGGAAGCAACAGGUGGUGCAGUGUCUCUGGAAAUAAAAAGCAUUAGACAUGGUGGAAUUACAUGUGAAAUAUAUAUGGGGAAAAUAUAUCUGUAAGCAAAAAAGAAAAAGAAAAUCUUGUGGAAUAUUUGAUGUUUAAGAAAUUAUUUGCUUCUUUGUAAUGUUAAAAAUGCCUAAUUUAUAGUUCUGUGGCAGACAGUACUCACAAGUCUUUGGCAUCCAAACCAGACUGUGUAUUGGAUGGAUCCCACAACUGGAUGUGUGUGCUGACCUCUUUAUUUGUAGCUUUUUAAAAAGAAACUUGGCAGCAGCCUUUUAAAAAUGUGUGAAGCAACCUGAGGGAGAGGAGGAGAAGCUGCCCCGUUCACCUCCCAGCUGCUGCCCAGCUCACAAUUGGGACCGUUCACCCGCAGCCUCUCACAGGUGAAGCUGCUCAGCUUGGGCAAAUCAAAUGAUUUUGAGAGUUUUUCCUAGUUUUAAGGAGUUCCCAUUCCCCCUUUGGCUUCUGCUUGCUGUGUAAGCAGCCUCCAUGCUAAAAGGAGCUUUCCUUGCAGUCAGCUUAGCAACCGUGCUGUAGCUUGGCUGUUCUUCCCUGUUUCCUGUAACUGGUAGUGGAGUGUCGAGCUCUCUCCCUAUUGUAUUUGCUGCUGUGGGGAGGAAGAGGUGAGAAAAGGCACAUGUGAGAGGAGGGAGGAAGAACUGUGGGAUCUCUACAACGGCUCCCACACCCUCUUUGAAAUCAUCUGCUUCCAGUUGUGGGAUUUCUCUAUAGAUGAUCUUUUUUUCCUGGUUUCUGUAAGCCUAAUUUUCUUCAAUCUUGUUAGUUCCGUACAAGUCUCCCCGAGACAUUCUGCAGUCAUUAUCACCUUUUUGGGUGGAGUUUUAUUUUAAUUUUUUGGUUUGUUUGUUUUUUAAAUAACUUUUUAAUAUUGGUGCGUAUAUGCUUGGGAUAGAGCUCAUGUAAUUUUCCAAUCGUAUUGAUUGUAUGUGAUUGUGCCCUGCAGAGGUAUAUUUAACAAAAAUAAAAUAAAGGAUAGUCUAGGUAAUAAAAUGGAGACCAUGAGGUUUGUUGAGUCGGGUUAUGAACUAUUUCUUGAAUUUAUUUAGGAUCCUGGAUAAGUGAAAUUCCCUGUCUCCUGUUCUCAUGAAUCAGUGCUGAACAAAAUGUUCAUUCAGUCUCUGUUCGAACUGGGUUUUUUCUUGCUUUUCUUCUCUUUCUGUUGUUUUCUUCCUUUUCUGCUCUUCCCUCCCAUCAACAAAAAUUCUCACUCCUUUAUGGGAAAGGCUGACUCUGGGUUGAUAUUGUGGAUAUUUAUUGUCUGUAACUAUCAAAACAUUCUUAAUAGGAGUAGAGAUGAAGUAGAAUGUAUGAGAAGAAUUCCAUAAAUUGAAUUCUUUGCAAGUUCAGGGGAAUUUUGAAGUCUUGUACAUACAGGCCUAGUCACAGGGGAGAUGUUCAGAGGCACACAGGGAGUUGGUGCCUCUUUUCCAGGAAAGGUUGGAUGCUUUGCUACCUUUGGUGAAAACUGAGAUGACAAAAGGAGUAGAAGAAAGAGUUCUCUAUAUCCAUCUCCCUCUGUCUUUACUCCUGCAAUAUGCUUUUUAAACUUGAAAGAAAAACCUUUUAGAUACUGUGCUGAAGUGGGACAGAGUGGAUUGAAGGAGGCAAAAGGAUCCAGAGAUCUGAAAGUCAGUAUUUGUCUCCUUUAUUUUCUCUUCAGACUUAUAGAGCCAACCCUGUCAUCUUUGUACGAAAGGACAAGGGAGUGGAGACCUAUUGUAUGUGCAUAGUGGUUAUGUAGAAAAAGCCAUAUGUUGAAAUGUUAUUUCUUCAGUCUUCACCUUGCUUUUCUGCCUCUUAAAUCUGACUCAACCUCACCUUGCUCUCACAUAGUGUCUAAGGGUCCUUUGUGUUGCAGAUUCAACAAAAACUGGUGGAAAGGUGAUGAUUCGCUAUUUGGUUUGUAAAUAGACAAGGUCUUACCUGCUUUUCUGUCAGCAUUUAUAUUAAAUGAUAAAUUAAUGGAGAA
Molecule: messenger RNA, 11462 nt
Organism: Pseudopipra pipra
Lineage: Eukaryota; Metazoa; Chordata; Aves; Passeriformes; Pipridae
Gene: RC3H1
Product: ring finger and CCCH-type domains 1
Exons: 20
Coding region: 283-3675 (1130 amino acids)
Biological process (GO): ubiquitin-dependent protein catabolic process; protein polyubiquitination; nuclear-transcribed mRNA catabolic process, deadenylation-dependent decay
Cellular component (GO): cytoplasmic stress granule
Molecular function (GO): mRNA binding; ubiquitin protein ligase activity; metal ion binding
Source: RefSeq, a predicted model, not a curated record